AACACGGUGCGCCAUGGAGAUUUUCUUAAGUUUGUGCUUAUUUAUCGUAGCCACGGUGCUAGUCCUUUGGUUUCUUAGCUCUUCCCAUGACAAGUCCAAGACCAAGAAGAGGUUGCCCCCCGGACCAUGGACCCUUCCGAUCAUCGGCAGCCUCCACCACCUCGUCGGCCACCUCCCGCACCGAGCCCUGUCGGAGCUGUCUCGCCGGCACGGCCCGCUCAUGUACCUCAAGUUCGGCGAGGUCCCCACCGUGGUGGUCUCCAGCGCCGAGGCGGCGGCGCUGGUCAUGAAGACCAACGACCCUACCUUCGCGGACCGGGGAAGCGGCGUCGCGCUGGACAUCGCCGGCUGCGGCGGGAAGGGGAUCAUGCUGGCCCCCUACAGCGACCGUUGGCGGCAGAUGCGGAAGGUCUGCGUCGUGGAGCUUCUUAGCGCCGCGCAGGUGAGGCGCAUGGCGUCCAUUAGGGCCGAGGAGAUGGCCGGCCUCGUCCGCUCCCUGGCCGCCUCGCCCGCGGGUGGCACCGUGAACCUCAGUGAGAAGUUGCCGGUGCUGGCGAACGACAUCGUCGCUAGGGCCGCGUUCGGUGGGAAGUGCGCGCAACAGGGAGAGUAUCUCCGCGAGCUCGACGAGGUCAUGACGCUGCUGGGGGGCUUCAUCCUCGCUGACCUCUUCCCGUCGUCAAAGCUCGUGCGGUGGCUGGGCACUGGCGAGCGCCGGCUGAGGAGGAGUUGUGGCCGGAUCCAGCGCAUCAUCGACAACAUCAUCGACGACCGCAGGGCGAGGCGUGCAGCCGACGGUCCCCGUAGCACCGACGACGAGGACCUGCUAGACGUGCUGCUCAGGUUGCAGGAAGAGGACUCGUUGACAUUCCCUUUAACCGCGGAAAUAAUUGGCGUGGUCAUCUUUGUGAGUAUGCCGAUUAUUCCAUUCCUUUUCUCUCAAUUUCCUAUACUCCUAUGCCAUGAGCCCAUGACACAAGGAAUAAUAGGCGUGGUUAUCUAACUACAGUAUCUAAUAAGUACUAUUGUUUGUUUCUAAAA
Messenger RNA from Triticum aestivum (bread wheat), 1041 nucleotides. Its product is annotated as desmethyl-deoxy-podophyllotoxin synthase. The coding region runs from base 14 to 1003 and encodes 329 amino acids. The transcript has a single exon. Lineage: Eukaryota; Viridiplantae; Streptophyta; Magnoliopsida; Poales; Poaceae. Gene Ontology annotation, molecular function: monooxygenase activity; iron ion binding; heme binding. The record is from RefSeq and is a predicted model, not a curated record.